AUUGGAAUCGUUAUCAAAUCUUGGUGUGAGUGCUUUUAAACAACAUGGUGCUAUUGUUUAUGAUUCUUUUCGUAAUAUUUUCCAACGUAGCGUUGGGUCAAUAUAACGAUAAAGAUGAGAAUAAAAAUCAAGCUAGUCCAAGUAAAUACGGUGGUGAAUUUUUAAAGGCGACGGACAAAAAUGAUGGUUAUAUCCAACAAACAAAUCUUCCUAAUUUUUUGUUUGUUUCGAAUAACGAUGAAAAUCCAAAUCCGGGUCCUCAAAUGUUUAUACCUCCGCAAAUAGCAAGAAUAAGUGAAUUUCGUGCCCCAGAUCAAUUCAAAUUUGUUCCUCCAGAAGACCAACAAUAUCGACCAAGACAUAUUGACCACCAACAACCUCCAGUACUUUUUGAUCAACCCGAAUUUGCAGUUAUUGAACCUAUUGUGCCGAUAAGACCGCAAUAUCCGCAUUAUUUACGUGAAAUCCUUAAACAACAAGGUUACAUUAUUGUUGAGCAAGAACAAGUACCCAGAUUGCAAGUUGGAAAAGAAGACUCCGAAGAAUUAAUCGAUGAUAAUCAAUUACCGCCGAUUACCAAAAAUAAUUUUAAUAAUUUUGGAAGAAACAGUCGAUUUGAUAACGGGGAUGUUGAACUUAUUUAUGGCUCGAGUAAAUUAGUUCCAAAAACGCUUUUAAAAGGGAUUCGAAAGGUUCGAGGUGUUAGAAGGUUGAGAUAA
This is a messenger RNA of Onthophagus taurus, 719 nucleotides long. RefSeq lists its product as uncharacterized. The record is from RefSeq and is a predicted model, not a curated record. NCBI's taxonomy places the organism in Eukaryota, Metazoa, Arthropoda, Insecta, Coleoptera, Scarabaeidae.